Esox lucius (northern pike) is the source of this 1415-nucleotide messenger RNA. Its product is annotated as tRNA selenocysteine 1-associated protein 1. The record is from RefSeq and is a predicted model, not a curated record. Gene Ontology annotation, molecular function: tRNA binding. NCBI's taxonomy places the organism in Eukaryota, Metazoa, Chordata, Actinopteri, Esociformes, Esocidae. Bases 156 to 1073 code for a protein of 305 amino acids. Gene Ontology annotation, biological process: selenocysteine incorporation. The transcript is spliced from 9 exons. Gene Ontology annotation, cellular component: nucleus.
GAAAGAAGAAGAAGAAGAAUACCGACUUCCCUUGUUGCUUCUUCUGACUUAGUUACGACACAGUAACGAUCAAUCUCGAGCUCCAUGUGGGUCAUUACCGGGGUUCAUAACUGUUAAUUUAUCUUGACGAAGUUUUAUGAAUUAAGGUCGAAAAUAUGAGCACACUAUGGAUGGGAAACUUGGAGCCCUAUAUGGACGAGAAGUUCAUUACCCGAGCCUUUGGGACUAUGGGGGAGCUGGUGGUGAGUGUCCGGAUCAUCCGCAACAAGAUGACGGGUAGGGGCGCGGCAGGGUACUGCUUCGUGGAGCUGACAGAUGAAGCCACGGCUGAGAGGUGUCUCCGCAAAGUCAACGGGAAAGCCCUACCUGGGGCCACGCCGCCUCGAAGAUUCAAGUUAAACCGGGCCACCUUUGGGAAGCAAGGAGAAAGCAGUCCACUCUACUCGCUGUUUGUGGGAGACCUCACACCUGAAGUGGAUGAUGGGAUGCUGUAUGAGUUCUUCUAUAACCGCUACCCGUCCUGUCGUGGGGGGAAGGUGGUGCUGGACGCCGUGGGCAACUCCAAAGGCUGUGGGUUUGUCCAGUUCCCAGAUCAGAGGCUUCAGAAGCGAGCGCUGGAGGAGUGUCAGGGUGCCGUGGGGCUGGGAAGCAAGCCUCUACGACUUAGCCUGGCUGCCAACAAAACAAGACAAAGUCAACCCGAGAACAGGGGGUGGGGGUCACACGGAGGGGAAUACCGGCACAACCAGUAUCAGUACAACCAGCACGUUCAGCAGCCAUAUGGCGGCGGCUGGGGUGGCUGGGGCUACGACCAGAACGGAGCCGGUUACGGGGGCUACGGCUACAACCAGUACGACUACACGCAGAACUAUCCCCAGGAGAGUGAAGCUGUUGAAGACGACGGUCUGGAAGAUCCAAACCCAGAGCUGGAUGUUCUAGAAGCCAACAGGAUGUUUAUGGAACACAGUGAAGAACUGUAUGAUGCACUUAUCGAGUGCCACUGGCAACCUUUGGAAUCCCCAGAACUGGCCUUUGGCAGCACAAGUAGCCUUCCAGAACCUAUCUACUGUUGAGGCCUUAGAUGGAACAGCAAGGGAAUCUGUGUUCUUUAGCUUUUCAUUUUUGGUUCUCUAGAUCUUGUAAGAAUGAGAAGUUGAAGGCAUAUCUUUAGUACAUAACUGCCCUUUGCUUACGGACAUUAUUUUCUGGUAGUUUUAUUUUGUGCAUUUUAUUAACAUGCAUCUUUUAGAAAGGCAGUGAACGACUGGCCCAUCCUGAACUGAGACUAGCUACCUGUUCUCAUUUGCUGUGCAAUGUUUUGUUUUUCAAUUUAGUGACUUAUGUAAUAUUGCCCUCUGCCUUUUGUCUGUGUCGAUGUGUUUUUCUAAAGAUGGAAUAAAUGUAUGUUUCGUGUU